Molecule: messenger RNA, 936 nt
Organism: Polychytrium aggregatum
Lineage: Eukaryota; Fungi; Chytridiomycota; Chytridiomycetes; Polychytriales
Product: SMAD/FHA domain-containing protein
Exons: 5
Coding region: 140-784 (214 amino acids)
Cellular component (GO): cytoplasm
Molecular function (GO): protein binding
Source: RefSeq, a predicted model, not a curated record
CGCAUCUCCAUCUCGCCUCCGGUCCCAUCUCUCCUGCAGACUCCGUCGCUCCUGCAGGCUCCGUCUCUCCUCUGGCAUCCACCGGUCAAUCUCGCAAGGUCGUCGACACUUGAUCAUAGCCGCCACCCACUUGCCCACCAUGAACACCACCGACAAUACCGGGCACGAACCCACGCACUCCACACAGCUCUCUGCCGACACCUCCAUGGCCACGAUCGUCGGCAACAACCACCCGUCGCUGGACCCACAGCAGCUGGAGGAACUCCAAGGCAUAGCGCCGCCACCCAUAAUCAUCCUCGAGUGCAUCGACGGCUCGUUCGAGACCAAGGUUCUCGACCUGCGGAACAAAAUCAAGAUCGGCCGCAAGGUCAGUCCCCAGGCCAGCUCGGACCCCAGCAACGGCAUCUUCAAUUCCAAAGUCCUGAGUCGCAACCACGCCGAAAUCGAGUACAGGGCCGGAAAGGUCCUGAUCCGCGAUGUGCGUUCGUCCAACGGCACCUUCGUCAACGGCAAUCGUCUGAGUGCCGAGGGCGUGAUGAGUCCCGACCGCGAGCUCCGCACAGGCGAUCGUCUCGAGUUUGGAAUCGAUAUCAUGGAGGACGACAAUGUCACAGUCCUCCACAAGAAGGUGACCUGCCUGGUCCAUAUCCACAACGCCAACGAGGACCUUUACACAAGCAGCUCGACCGGUUCCACUGGGUUCUUUCAAACUUUGCCCGCGAACUACGAUGCAGAUCCGUCGCUCCGUCAGCUCCAGGUGCGAGACACGAGCGCCGAGAGCUAGAAGAAGCACUUGAUAUCAUGGGAGAGUGGCCAACUCCGCUGCACUUGAUAACACGGGAGAGCAAACAGCCCCGUUGCAUCCCCACGGCGAUGCCAUAGUUCACGCUGUGUGUGGGUGGCUCGUCCUCUGUAGAUCGCACGCUAAAUCUCUCC